This is a messenger RNA of Vicia villosa (hairy vetch), 504 nucleotides long. RefSeq lists its product as uncharacterized. The transcript has a single exon. Lineage: Eukaryota; Viridiplantae; Streptophyta; Magnoliopsida; Fabales; Fabaceae. The record is from RefSeq and is a predicted model, not a curated record. The coding region runs from base 1 to 504 and encodes 167 amino acids.
AUGAAGGGCAUGAAUCAAAUUGGCAAUAUCUUGAAUACCAUGAAGAGUAGAGGAAAGUUUACUAUGAAGCUCCUCUAUGAUCAGUUGUCCAAGGAUGCUGAAACUGUGGAUUGGAGCCAUAUUAUUCAGCAUAAUGCUGCGCGUCCUAGAGCAGUGGUCUGUCUUUGGCUUGUGUAUCAUAGUAGGCUGGCGACAAAGAGCAGGCUCAAACGGUUAGGACUGCUGCAGGAGGAUUCGUGUAGCCUGUGUAACGAGCAUGUGGAGGAUAUUGACCACCUGUUGAUAAAUUGCAGUGUUACAAAGCACGUCUGGAAGGAGGUUUUGGACUGGCUUGAGGUGAAGCAUAAGCCGGGUCAAUGGCAAGAGGAGAAAAAGUGGAUUGUUCAAAAUACGAAAGGGAAAGGAUACCAUAUAUUCUUACAUGAUGAAAAUCGCAAUUGCCGAGAAUGUGUAUGGUAUAUGGAUGUAUCGCAACAAGAGCGUUUUUGUUUCAGGUGCCAAUGA